Messenger RNA from Exaiptasia diaphana, 1277 nucleotides. Its product is annotated as calcineurin B homologous protein 1. Bases 47 to 628 code for a protein of 193 amino acids. The transcript is spliced from 7 exons. Lineage: Eukaryota; Metazoa; Cnidaria; Anthozoa; Actiniaria; Aiptasiidae. Gene Ontology annotation, molecular function: calcium ion binding. The record is from RefSeq and is a predicted model, not a curated record.
AUUACGGAUAUUAUUUUUAUAAUUUUAGGUUUACUUCUCCCAAGAAAUGGGCCUAAAAUCAUCUACGUUGCUCCAAGAAGAAGACAUUGAAGAAAUUCAACGAGAAACUGGGUUUUCUCCUAAACAGAUCACCCGAUUAUACAGUCGAUUUCUUAGCCUUGACAAGGGAAAUCAAGGAACUUUAAGUCGAGAGGACUUUCUAAGAAUACCUGAGCUGGCAAUCAAUCCACUUGGUGAUAGAAUCGUUGAUGCAUUCUUCAUGCAUGAUAACAAUGCGGAUGAAUUUGUAGAGUGUAAUUUCAAACAAUUUGUAAAGACUUUGGCACACUUCAGACCAUACGACCCAAAUACGCCAAACCUGCUCAAUUCUAGAGAUGAAAAAUUAAAGUUUACUUUUAGAAUUUAUGAUAUUGACAGUGAUGGGAAAGUCUCUAAGGAUGACCUUUUGUCAAUUCUGCAUAUGAUGGUUGGUGUUAGUAUCAGUGAUGAACAACUAGGUGCCAUAGCAGAAAGAGCUCUUACAGAUGCAGGUUGUGAAAAUGGAGAAGCUAUUUGUUUUGAUGUUCUUAAAAAGGUGAUGAAGGAUGUUGACCUCAAUGCCAAGAUGAGCAUCAGAUUCUUGGCAUAAACUUUUACAUUACAGAACUUACCAACAAAACAUUAGAAUGAUGUUACAAAAUGUGAGCAUUGUAAAGGAUCUCUGAUGAAUGGACAAAGAUGAGGGAUAUUUUAUUAGUAGACAAUGUUUCAAAGGCAUUUACUGUAUUGAAUUCAAAAUAGAUAUCACAUGAUGAAAACUAGUUAAGUACACACACCUUUGCUAGAAGUGUUUUAUUUAUUCAUAAUUGCCAUGGUUUUAUAUUUUCACUUAAAGAUUAAGUGUAAUGAAUUCAAAUCUGAAUAGACCAAUGAUUUAUUCAAACCAUUUCUGACUUCACCUACAUGUACCUACUUCUUCUGCUAACUCUUAUAUGGAAUGGUAACUAAGCAUCCAAGUAAGAUGAUCAGUGAGCCUGUUUAGUUUGAAUAUUGUGCAAGAAUAAAUGAACCGAAUAAAUAUAUCUAUCAUUACCAGCCUUUCAGAAUGGCAUUGAGAUCUAAGGAAGAAUUCUGAGUCAUGAUAGAAAGUUAGGAUUUUGACUGGCCACAUACAACUUGAAUGACAGCAACUCAACCCAAAUUAAAAUGGCUAUAGUUUACUAAGUGCAUUGUUACAUAAAUAACUCACAAUAAUGCAUGUAUAAUAAUUAGUGUAAAUAAAACUAUAAUUUUGUUCA